GGCUCCUGCGCGGUGCGCCUGCGUAAUGCAGCCGUGCACGUGUUCGAAGUGGGAGCGCCGACCCGGCCCGGAGGUUCCCGGAGAUGGAAGGCGAGAUGGAGACACAGGGUGCUGGGUCCGAGGACGGCUUCACUCAAGUCACUCGCAAGGGUGGCCGGCGGGCGAAGAAACGGCAGGCUGAGCAGCUGUCCGCAUCCGGGGAGGGCGGGGAUGCGGGCCGCAUGGACACCGAGGAGGCCCGGCCGGCCAAGAGGCCCGUCUUCCCGCCCCUGUCCGGGGACGGACUCCUGGGUGGGAAAGAAGAAACGAGGAAGAUUCCAGUCCCAGCCAACAGGUACACCCCGCUGAAGGAAAACUGGAUGAAGAUAUUCACUCCUAUUGUAGAACACUUGGGCCUUCAGAUUCGCUUUAACUUGAAAUCAAGGAAUGUGGAGAUCAGGACUUGUAAAGAAACCAAGGAUGUCAGUGCUCUGACCAAAGCUGCUGAUUUUGUGAAAGCCUUUCUUCUUGGCUUUCAGGUGGAGGAUGCACUGGCUCUCAUCAGAUUGGAUGACCUCUUCCUAGAGUCUUUUGAAAUAACUGAUGUUAAGCCCCUAAAGGGAGACCACCUGUCUAGGGCAAUCGGAAGAAUUGCCGGCAAAGGAGGAAAAACCAAAUUCACCAUAGAGAAUGUGACACGGACACGGAUAGUUUUGGCUGAUGUGAAAGUUCACAUCCUUGGCUCUUUCCAAAACAUCAAGAUGGCGAGAACUGCCAUUUGUAACCUCAUCCUGGGAAAUCCUCCCUCAAAGGUUUACGGCAACAUUCGAGCUGUGGCUAGCAGAGCAGCAGAUCGAUUCUGAUGCCAACUCUGUGCCUUUUCAUCUUGUCUUUGGACUCUCUAAAGAAAAAGACCUGCCAUUCUACAGGCUGCACAGGAAACCAUGUCACGUUGAGCCCGCGUCCCUUCAUUCUCAGCCAGACGCAUAAAUACCAAGGUUUAACCGUGUUUACCCUCAGUAGCUUUCAGGGCAACACAGAUGUCAACAUCUAACGCUGUUAAUAUGUAUAAUCUUUUCAUUUUAAAGGACAUGUAGCAGAUUCAUAUCAUACAUAAAUCUCUUAUUUGGCAGGAACUUCUGGUUGGCUUAAAUAUGUAUGAAUGUGUUAGUUUUUAUUUAUAAAUUUAUAGCUUUUUAUGAAUUUAUAAACAUCUCUUCUGUAUAAAUUGUAAUUAAAAGAAUCAUUUCAGGAAACCGCUGUGAAUCAUGACUCUUAGAGGUGGGGGCUUGGUGACUUUUUUCAUUAGGUCAAGCAGCUGUACGAACCAGUAAGCACUCAUCUUUAUACAGAUUUUUUUUUUUUAGAUAUUUUUUUUUACUUGAAAGUCAAGUUACACAGAGAGAGGAGAGGCAGAGAGAAAGAGAGAGGUCUUCCAUCCACAGGUUCACUCCCCAAAUGGCCGCAACGGCCAGAGUUGCACUGAUCUGAAGCCAGGAGCCAGGAGUUUCUUCCAGGUCUCCCAUGCAGGUGUGGGGGCUCAAGGACUUGGGCCAUCUUCUGCUUUCCCAGACCACAGCAGAGAGCUGGGUUGGAAGUGCAGCAGCAGGGUCUUGAACCGGCGCCCACAUGGGAUGCCGGCACUGCAGGUGGGGGCUUUACCUGUUACGCCACAGCAUUGGCCCCUUUAUAUGGAUUUUGUAGUUAGUAAAGACCUCCUUCAAAAGAUUAAUGGGAGAGUUUUAUUUUUUUUUCAAGUAGUUAAGCAAAGUACUCAGACAUGACCAGUGUUAGGUAAUUUCUUCUUUAUAGUAAUCAUGAAAUGGCAAAAGAAUGUUUUUCCCCUAAGAAAACUUCUGCAGUUACAAUAGUUUUUGUUGUUAAUAUUGGAAAGGCAGAGUAACAGAGUGAAGGAGAGAAAGAUUUCCAUCUGCUGGUUCACUGCCCAAAUGACUGAACAGCCAGAUCUGGUCCAGGCAAAGGCUAGGCCAGAACUCCAUGUGGGUGGCAGGAGUCCAGGUACUUGAGCCAUCAUCUGUUACCUUCCCAGGGACGUUAGCAAGGAGCUGGAUCAGAAGCAGAACAGCCAGGACUAACACUGACACUCCAUAUUCAAAGUUUUGACUAGCAUGUAGUAGGUACUUUUCUGGGAACUGUUUCCACAGCUUUCAUCAGGCUUUCAAGGCACUAGGCUGAAAGGAACCAUCACUAGGUAUUGAUGUUCGGCAUCAGCAAGCAACUGAGGCCCCAAAUUAAUAACAUCAACUUGGGACAAUCUGUUCUCUAUUUUUAAAGUAAGAUGUUUUGGUAUUUUUAAAAUUUAUUUUAAAAUCUCUUAUGUAGUCAACUCUCAGUAAUAAAGAGAACAAAUACAGUUGCCUGACAGGGUUAGUCCCCAUGGAGUUGGGGCACUUUUUAGGAGGUGGGUCUAGUGGGAAGUCUUACGGUUCCUGAGGAUGUGAGGUGGUCAUUAUUGCAAGAGGGGGGUUAUAAAAGCCUGAGCUUGAGACCUGCUGAGGUGUGGCAGUUUGAGCUACCACCUGUGACACUGGCAUUGCCUACAGGAAAGUCUUUUCUAGUCCUGUCUGCUCUGCUUCCUAAUGGGCCUGGGAAGGUAGCAGAUGAUGGCCCAAGCACUUGAGCUGCUGCUAUACAAGAGAGACGAAGAUAGGUGUUCCUGGCUCCUGGCUUUAACCCGGCCCCCAUCUGGCUAUUGUACCCACUUGAGGAGUGGAUCAGCUGAUGGGAUGGGAGAUCUAUCAAAUAAGUAAAUCUUUGGUUCAGGGGAGGAAGCCUGAGUUUGGGCUCAACCACUCUUUGCUUCCUAUUUCACUAUGUGAUCCUUCCUCCAUGUGCUCCCAUGGACCUCCCUGCCAAAGCCAAAGCCUUUGCCAUGCCUCUCCAACUGUGAUCUUAGUACUCUUCAUAAAUUAGCUGCCUUUUUAUAGUAAUGGGAAACUGAUAUAGGCAUAUACUCAGGUUGAACUGCUGGAUCUUAGGGUGCUUAGUAUUUUUUGGGAAAUGCUGCAGUUUCCAUAGUGGCUAUACCAUUUUCCAUUCCCACUAGCAAUGCACAAGGCUUCCUGUUUCUCCACAUUUCUCCAAGGUUUUCUGAAAAUUUUUUUGGGGGGAGCAUAAUAGUGCACCUUAAUGGGGAUAAAGUGGUAUCUAAUUAUCUUCAGUUGCAUUUCUCAAAUCACAUAUCUUUCCAUGUGCCUCUUGGCCUUCUGUAUAUCUGUUUUACUAUUCAAGUUUGUUGCCCAUAUUUUAAUCAGGUGUUGAUAUAUGGUUUGCAAGUAUUUCUUACUACUCUGUGUGCUGGUAUUUCACUUUAUGAAGCGUCAUCCACUUUAAAGACUUACAAAUUAGGUAGAUAGGAGUUGGGCUGGCACUCCCUAUAUGGGCACCAGUUCAUGUCCCUGCUGCUCCACUUCCUGUCCAGCUCCCUGCUAAUGGUCUGGGAAAAGCAGCAGAAAGAUGGCCUGAAUCCUUGGGCUCCUGUCACCCACAUAGGAGACGUGGAAGAAGCUCCUGGCUCUUAGCUUCAGCCUGGUCCAGCCCUGGCCAUUGCAGCCAUUUGGGGAGUGAACCAACCAGUGGAUUGAAGCUCGCCUUCUUCUCUAACGGCCUUUCAAAUAAAUAAUCUUUAAAAAUAAAUAAAUAAAAGGGAGAUGUGACUUUGUGCCACCUACCUGCUCAGGAUUUACAAGCUUAACUCCUAGGAUACCCUAAGGAGCCGCAGAUCAUUUGCAUAGUAUCUCACUAGUGUGCACUUGACAAUAUGGAUGUCCUCAAAAAAUAUAAUCCUUACCUUUUAUGCGCAGUGACAAAAGUACUGAAAAGUGUUAUGAAUUCAGUCUGUAAAUAGGGCGUAGGUUUAAUUCAUUAUUUACUGGGCAGUCACUAAGAACUGGCUAUUCUUCUGGACAACUGGGGCUAUCAGUGAACAAGACAGAUCUCGACCUUUGUGGAGUGGAGAGCUUUUAUUCAACAGCCAAUUAAGACAAAUAUACAGACUCACAGAAAAGGACGAAUGCUGUGGGAAGGGGAAAAAAUGAAGUGGGAGAAAGCCCAGAUACAUUUGUAUUUUAAAGUAGAGCAGGCAGGACAUACCUGAACAAAGCCUUGAAGGCGUGAGCUAAGAGACUGGGAAGUCUGAGGUGGUAGCAAGCCAAAGGCUGCAUGUGCCACAAGGAGCUCAGGUGGCUGGGGCAGGGCAGAGCAAACGAUAGUAGUAAAGGAAGAGAUGAGGGCAGGGAGGGGCGGAGGCAGAGUUGUUCUCCAGGGCUUUGUAGUGACUUCUUGCCUCUUACUCAGUGAUAAAGCAUCUUUAUCCAUGCCCUGCAGAUUCAAUACUGCUUCACUGGUUGUUGUUGUUGUUGUUGUUUUUAAUAAAGAAUUAAAACUAUGGCUGUGAAAGUCCACCAAAGACUACUGAAUACAUUCAAACAAGUUUCAAAUAUUUUAUUUUCUUAUUCAUACAGUAUGAAGUUUUCUAAAGAUCCCACAACAUGACAUAUCAUGCAGAAGAAAAACUAAACAUUCAACAUAAACCACCCCAUCCCUUCCCCACCCCCACACACAAACUAAAAAAAGAAAAAAGAAACAAAACAAAACAAAACAAAAAAACAAAAAAAACCCAGAGAGAAACCCUCAUUCCCCAGUAAGGAAAUAAUGUUUGCACUAUUUUUCUGUAACGCCAGCCAAGAUAUGCACAAGCAAGAGAAAUAGAAAGCAU
This is a messenger RNA of Oryctolagus cuniculus (rabbit), 4717 nucleotides long. It is a transcript of the gene PNO1, whose product is annotated as partner of NOB1 homolog. Gene Ontology annotation, cellular component: nucleus. Gene Ontology annotation, molecular function: RNA binding. Lineage: Eukaryota; Metazoa; Chordata; Mammalia; Lagomorpha; Leporidae. The record is from RefSeq and is a predicted model, not a curated record.